GGCCUGCCUGAUCCUGCCGCUGGCACAGCCUCGUCUUUUGUCCACGCCUCAGCCGAACGCAAUCAUGUUCCGGGGCUUAGUCAUGACAACCGAAUGAAGUGGACACAGGCCUGAUGGUCCACUUUGGAAGAUGCCGACGGUCCAGAAAUCGGCUUUUGGCCAAUCUGGAAGUCAAGAAUGUCGAAGCAAACUGCAAAAUGUUGUGUAUAUGAUUGGUUGCCAAAUGACUUGGCGAUUGGAGGUGAGAGUGAAUUGGCCGUCGGCCACCCUCUUCUUGGCGCAAGUUGUUUGAUGCCAUUUUUAGUGAAGCACGCCUUCUCGACAGCGGAUCUCGGCUGCAUCGAAGCGGCAGCCCCCCACCCCCCGCCUCGUCACGCCACGGCAACUCUUCGUCUUACGCCUCCAUAA
Protopolystoma xenopodis is the source of this 408-nucleotide messenger RNA. The record is from the annotation of a GenBank genome assembly. NCBI's taxonomy places the organism in Eukaryota, Metazoa, Platyhelminthes, Monogenea, Polystomatidea, Polystomatidae.